UAGUUUGUCUCUGCGGUCUCUGCCAGGUCUCUGCAACUCUCUGCUUUCAUGUGAUAGAAAAGCAGAAAGGGAAGUGUGGAGGUGCGUGGUUCGUAAUCUGAAAUUUAUAAUGGCACCUCGGUAUGAGUUGGCAGUAGGCCUUCGUAAGGGACACAGGACUACCAAGAUACGUGUAGGCAAGACUAAGCAGGACAAGAAACAUACUAUUCGGCCAUCUAGGUUGAAAGGUAUUCAGACAAAGCAUACAAAAUUUGUUCGAGAUCUUAUCCGAGAAGUGUGUGGCCAUGCUCCAUAUGAAAAGCGUGCAAUGGAAUUGCUGAAAGUUUCAAAGGAUAAGAGGGCCCUGAAGUUCUUGAAGAGAAGGCUGGGUACUCAUAUUCGUGCCAAGAGGAAGCGUGAGGAGCUCAGCAACAUCCUCACCCAGAUGAGAAAGGCUCAGGCCCAAGCAAAAUAACUGCUUAAUGUAAAUGUGUGUGUUCCCUCUAAUAAAAUGUGAAACAAAUUAUGAA
This is a messenger RNA of Cryptotermes secundus, 509 nucleotides long. It is a transcript of the gene RpL36, whose product is annotated as 60S ribosomal protein L36. Lineage: Eukaryota; Metazoa; Arthropoda; Insecta; Blattodea; Kalotermitidae. Gene Ontology annotation, cellular component: cytosolic large ribosomal subunit; ribosome. The record is from RefSeq and is a predicted model, not a curated record. The coding region runs from base 110 to 454 and encodes 114 amino acids. Gene Ontology annotation, biological process: cytoplasmic translation. Gene Ontology annotation, molecular function: structural constituent of ribosome. The transcript is spliced from 4 exons.